Exophiala viscosa is the source of this 1107-nucleotide messenger RNA. RefSeq lists its product as uncharacterized. NCBI's taxonomy places the organism in Eukaryota, Fungi, Ascomycota, Eurotiomycetes, Chaetothyriales, Herpotrichiellaceae. Bases 1 to 1107 code for a protein of 368 amino acids. The transcript has 5 exons. The record is from RefSeq and is a predicted model, not a curated record.
AUGGACGUCCAAACCUUCCUCGAUCAUAUCGGUGACUUGACCGACUUGGAACUGGCAGUCGUUCUCAGCCUUGUCGCACAGCAUCAUUGCUUGAUCGAGACUCCUGAUGAGUAUCAAAAUGAUGUGGCGUCGGAGCUUGCUCUGAUUGUCAGAGACAUGUUUCACCUCUCGUACAUCAUCAUCAACCAGCACGACUUGCAAUCUGUCGAUAAGUUCGUCCCAGCAAUCCUGGACGAUACCAGUGAGCUUGGCGAUCUUCCGAACGAGUCUGAUGACGGGCUUGAAAGUGGCGGCGCUCUACACUCCAAGCUUGCUUCUGUCAGUUUCCGCGCACCAUCUUCAAAUCAGGUCGAGCAAGCAAAGCUGGACAGCAGAAGGGUGGUGAAUGUAGUCAUCGCGAAGGAUUUCAAUCUUGCCAACGAGGAGGUUCAGAUUCAAGCCCUCGAACUCAUUCGAAGACGAAGGAUAUUCAGCCGCACGACCGUGCACACAGUCCCAAAAGUGUUCCUAUUGCUGCCCAUUAUUACAACUUCUACAAAGCAUACUAGACUAAACCGACAUCUGAAUGACCGAAUCUUCAUGUCGCACCACCACGGCCCCGAUGAGGAAUUCCCCAACCUUGAAGAGUUCGAACAGGCCAAUUUGGCCGACGAUCAGUCGACGUAUUCGGACUCAAACUCACCAAGUGUGCGUCGCGAGCAGCUGCUUGCUACCCGUCGAAUUGAUGAGAAGUUGAUCGACCAACUCCGUGCCCAAGGUCAAGCAACCACGAUUACUCCGGAGAUUCGAAGGUAUCUUCAGGACGUUGUGGCAUUUCUUCGUAUGGAACGAGGUGUCGAUGGAGGUGUUACGCCAUACGCAACCACAUUGUUCCUUGCUCUAUCAAAAUAUCUUGCUCCGUUCCAUGGCGUAGACUAUGUCACGCCUUCUCUUAUCGCCCUAGCGGCGAAGAAGAUAUAUCCGCAUCGACUCGUCAUUGCCUCACCUCAUCGAGAACGCAGUACGCAGUAUGGGACUGACGUGGCUACUGCACGGGAUCUACUAAGAGAUCUCGAUGCGCAAACAAUCAUUCAAAACGUGCUUGAUACAGUUCAGUGUCCUACAUGA